Messenger RNA from Puccinia graminis f. sp. tritici CRL 75-36-700-3, 306 nucleotides. RefSeq lists its product as uncharacterized. The transcript has 2 exons. The record is from RefSeq and is a predicted model, not a curated record. Bases 1 to 306 code for a protein of 101 amino acids. NCBI's taxonomy places the organism in Eukaryota, Fungi, Basidiomycota, Pucciniomycetes, Pucciniales, Pucciniaceae.
AUGGAGAAUUCUACGCGAUCUGACGCUUCCAAUAUCUAUCGUAUGAUUAUGGUCCAUGACAUGGCCUCCAAAACCCCAGCGUACGAGCAAUACCUCCGCGACGAAGCGAAGAAGGACCUCUACGUGAACACUGAGGCCAAGAUGGCCGCAUUGAAAGACCUGGCCGCGAAGCAAUUUGCGCCGAAAACUUCAAUCAACCACCCCAGGCUUUGGAUCUUGCGGAUGCGGGAUGAUGCUGCCCUUCAGAAUCUUGGCACUCCUUCCAUUCCACGCUCGGACCACAAAGGUAAAACUGUCCCCAGGUGA